Messenger RNA from Rhopalosiphum maidis (corn leaf aphid), 3561 nucleotides. Its product is annotated as glutamate receptor 1-like. Gene Ontology annotation, molecular function: glutamate-gated receptor activity; transmitter-gated monoatomic ion channel activity involved in regulation of postsynaptic membrane potential. Gene Ontology annotation, cellular component: plasma membrane; postsynaptic membrane. Gene Ontology annotation, biological process: synaptic transmission, glutamatergic; modulation of chemical synaptic transmission. The record is from RefSeq and is a predicted model, not a curated record. NCBI's taxonomy places the organism in Eukaryota, Metazoa, Arthropoda, Insecta, Hemiptera, Aphididae. The transcript has 20 exons. The coding region runs from base 33 to 2894 and encodes 953 amino acids.
UCCAGUUGGUGCGUGUCGUCCGAACCGGCAAAAUGGCCGGGCCACGAAUUACGCGGUGCUUCGUCCUGUACUGUGUCGCGUUCGCCGCAGCCACAACCGCGUCACGCGCUGACGGCAUCGUAUACGAGAAAAUACCUCUCGGAGCAAUUUUUGAACAAGGAUCUGAUGAAGUGCAAACCGCAUUCAAAUUAGCUGUGUUUAAGCAUAACCAAAACAAUACUGAAAGACGAUUUGAACUACAAGCCUAUGUGGACGUGAUUAAAACUGCAGAUGCUUUUAAAUUAUCUAAACUGAUUUGCAUUCAGUUUUCGCGAGGUGUUUAUUCUAUGUUGGGAAGUGUCAGCCCAGAUUCAUUUGAUACAUUACAUUCCUAUAGCAAUACAUUCCAAAUGCCAUUUGUGACACCAUGGUUUCCCGAGCAAGUAUUGUCACCCUCAUCGGGGAUGUUAGACUAUGCGGUCAGUCUUAGACCAGACUACCACCGUGCCAUAUUGGAUACCGUUCGAUAUUAUGGUUGGACCAAUAUAAUUUAUAUGUAUGACUCACAUGAUGGACUUUUACGUUUGCAGCAGUUGUACGAAGCUUUAGACCUUGGACCAAAUAGUCUUAAAGUAGACAUGGUCAAACGUAUUCAAAAUGUAUCAGACGCUUUAAAUUUUAUUCACCAAGUAGAACGAGUGAACAGAUGGGGUAAUAAAAGAAUUGUACUUGAUUGUCCAACACUUAUGGCUAAGCAAAUUGUUGUGUCACAUGUAAAAGAUAUUCAAUUGGGAAAGAGGACCUAUCACUAUUUACUCAGUGGAUUGAUAAUGGAUGAUCAUUGGGAGACAGAAGUUAUUGAAUAUGGUGCUAUAAAUAUUACUGGAUUUAGAUUAUUGGAUAUGAAUCAAUGGUCAGUUAAACAUUUUCUAUCUGAAUGGAAAAACUUAGAUCCCAUCACUUCACCUGGAGCAGGAAAGGACACAAUUUCGGCACAAGCUGCACUUAUGCAUGAUGCGGUAUUGGUCCUUGUAGAAACCUUCGACAAGCUUUUAUGGAAAAAACCAGAUAUGUUUAAGGCGAAUAACAAGAGAACACUUUCGAACGCCAAUUCAUCUAUGUCUGGUAUUUCGUCUUCGCAAAUACUUGGUCUGGACUGUAAUAGCGGUCGGACUUCAGGAAAUCAAUGGGAACACGGUGAAAAAAUUUCACGAUUUUUAAGAAAGGUUGUAAUGGAAGGUCUGACCGGACAUAUAAUGUUUAACGACGAUGGAAAACGGUAUAAUUAUACGUUACACGUUGUACAGAUGACAAUUGAUAGUACUAUAACAAAAAUCGCAGAAUGGUCGGAUACAGAUGGUUUCAAAACAGUUGUUAGCAAACCAGAAAGGGUUCACACCUCGGGACAUUCACACAAAGGUAACGCUACAUUGAUCGUGGCCACAGUAAUGGAAGAACCGUUUAUUAUGUUUAAAAAGCCCAAGUAUGGAGAAUCCUUAGCAGGAAAUGACAGAUUUGAAGGAUAUUGUAAGGAUCUAACUACAUUAUUGGCUGAUAAAAUUGGAGUGAAAUAUGAGUUACGUACCGUCAAAGACCGGAAAUAUGGAAUGGAGAAUCAUGAAGUUAAAGGUGGUUGGGAUGGGAUGGUCGGCGAAAUAAUCAGAAAGGAAGUGGACUUGGCCAUUGCACCACUCACCAUCACGGCAGAACGGGAAAAAGUGGUUGAGUUUAGUAAGCCGUUCAUGUCAACGGCCAUUAACAUUUUGCUUAAAAAACCGUCCAAACACAAACCUGGAGCUUUUAGUUUCUUGUCGCCACUGUCACGAGAAGUGUGGAUCAGCAUCGGGUUCGCCUAUGUAGCUGUCGUGAUCGUCAUGUACGUUGUGUCGCGGUUUUCGGCACACGCCACUGCUGCGGCUCACGUUAGACCGGUGCACAACAGCUACGGCGGCGGUGGUGGUAUUGGCAUUGGCAGUGGCGGCGGCGGUUUAGGUCAUGAACUACAGCAAACCAUACCACCGCCCCCAAUGUUUGUUCAUAAUCCUUUUACGUUGGCCAAUAGUAUGUGGUUUGCAGUGGCAGCCAUCACCCAACAGGCCUGUGAUAUCGCACCGAGGACUACACCAGGACGUAUUGUUGGAGCCGUUUGGUGGUUCUUCACUGUGAUAUUGAUAUCAUCGUACGUAUCUAAUUUCACCGCGUAUUUGAUUGUGCAAAAAAUGUCCACACCAAUCAGUACACCAGAAGAUUUAGCUGCACAAACUGAAAUUGAAUACGGAGUUCUUUCUCAUAGUUCUACAUGGGAUUUUUUCAAAAGAUCACAUAGUUCGUUAUACAGUAAAAUGUGGCAGUUCAUGAACUCGCGGACACACGUGUUCGUGGAUACUUACGAUGAAGGCAUUCAACGAGUAAGGAACUCAAAUGGCAAGUUUGCUUUGCUUAUUGAGUCUCCCAAAAAUGACUUUGUGAACAUGAGGAAACCCUGUGAUACAAUGAAAGUCGGACGUAACAUAGACGUUAAGGGCUACGGUAUAGCGAUGCCACUUGGGUCUCCGCUAAGGAAUCGAAUAAAUGCUGCAAUUGUACAAUUGACUGAUAGUGGUGAACUUACAAGGUUAGAAAACAAAUGGUGGAUUGAUGAGUGUGGUUACGAAGCAAAGGAGUCUUUCCGCAAUGCUGAGCUGACGUUAAACAACAUUGCUGGUAUAUUUUACAUACUAGUACUGGGACUCAUCGUGGCCAUCGCCAUGGCAUUGUUCCAGUUCUGCUACCGGACGCAUUCGGAUCAAGCCAACUCAAAAUUUCAGUUGCCGGACGCCGUAAAAACAGUCGGAAAGUACAAGAAUAACAGGCACGACCCCGAGAACGGCGGCAGGGAAACGCCAGUGGACAUGUGUAGAGUGAUCGGCACGUAGGACAAAUUAUGUCUGUCCUCACUGGUUAUUGAAACUCCUUGGAAAUAAUCACUAUGAAAAACAAUACGUUCGAGUCCUAAAAGGAAAAAGCCUUGUACAUUUAUUAUAUAUACAGAAGCCCAUCUCCCAGAUGCAGAUGAAAAACACUUUCAACUCUUAAACUCUGGAAUUUGUUUUCCGAUAACUUGAAAUUGUUUUUUCUCUCUUGCUCUAUAUUUCUCUCUCUUUUAUCUCACUCACUCUAUCUCUUUUGCUCUCUCUCUAUCUCUCUCUCUCUCAUCAUCUCUCUCGUAUAUCUGUUUAUAUACAUUUUAAAUUGUGAAAUAUAUAUAUUUAUUAUUAUGAUUAUUUUUUUUUUUUGUAUUCUAAACUCGUUAUUGAUGUACAGUUGUAAAAGGAAAAUAUAAAAUUAACAAAAAAAAAAAAUUCCCACCUAGUAAAUUAAACAUAGUUAUAUUACUUCGAAAAUGUCAAGAUAUCAGUCAUUAUUUCAUCGUUACUAUUCAUUUGAGUAACAUUUAAACACUAAUUUCAUUGUUUUAUUGUUUUCAUUUAUUGUUUGUAUGAAUACAUAUAUAGGACUACGACUGAGAUGAUUUUGAAACAAGAAUGUGUAUAUAAAUAUUAUUCAAUAUGUUAUACUAACUUUUUCAGUACUUACUUUGAA